Molecule: messenger RNA, 3547 nt
Organism: Hemibagrus wyckioides
Lineage: Eukaryota; Metazoa; Chordata; Actinopteri; Siluriformes; Bagridae
Gene: gjb3
Product: gap junction protein beta 3
Exons: 2
Coding region: 278-1129 (283 amino acids)
Biological process (GO): cell communication
Cellular component (GO): connexin complex
Source: RefSeq, a predicted model, not a curated record
CACCCUCACAAGAUGCUGUAGACCAACUUUUCCAAGCUUCAUGUCGUAUGAGGUCCGAACAUUUUGGUAUGGAUAAGACAAUAAAAGCGAUCAGGGAGUGAAACCAGUUCCUUUCAUUUCAAGACUGGGAUUAAUCUGAAAGUACAUUGAGACCUAAUUGGACAAAAGAGACAGUAGGAAGUGGUACAGAGAGACAGAGAUCAAGUGGUGUAAAGAAAAAGAAAAAGAGGACAAAAAGGAAUUUGAGGAGGGAUUAGCGGAUUGAGAAGUCAGAGCUAUGGACUGGAAGACAUUCCAGGCCCUGCUCAGCGGGGUGAACAAGUACUCCACGGCGUUCGGCCGCGUCUGGCUAUCGGUGGUUUUCGUGUUUCGUGUCCUGGUGUACGUGGUGGCGGCUGAGCGAGUGUGGGGUGAUGAGCAGAAGGACUUCGACUGUAACAUUAAGCAGCCUGGAUGCCCCAACGUCUGCUAUGACCACUUCUUCCCCAUCUCACACAUCCGGCUGUGGGCGCUGCAGCUCAUCUUCGUCACGUGCCCGUCACUCCUUGUGGUCAUGCAUGUCACGUAUCGGGAGGAACGGGAACGCAAAUACCGCGCCAAACAUGGCGCCGAUGCCAAGCUCUACGACGAUACAGGCAAGAAGCAUGGAGGCCUCUGGUGGACCUACCUGAUCAGUCUUUUUGUCAAGACUGGCAUUGAGGUGGCCUUUCUCUACAUCCUCCACCACAUCUACCAUAGCUUUCAGCUGCCACGAGUGGUCAAGUGCCAGAUCUUCCCAUGCCCCAACGUUGUGGACUGUUACAUCGGCCGGCCCACUGAAAAGAAGAUGUUCACCUACUUCAUGGUGGGUGCCUCAGCCAUCUGCAUUGUUCUGAACAUCUGCGAGAUCUUAUAUCUCCUAGCCAAGCGCAUCUCCAGCUGUGCCAAGCGCCACAGGAGUCAUCAUGCACAAGCCAUGCCUCUGUACAAGCCUCCGUCUCGGGACGCGGAUAGCAACUGCACGCUGCCUAUGCAAGACCUGGACCACAAACCACAGUACAAGACCAAGUCCAAGCUGGGGGUCCCACCUGUAGAUUACAAGACGAGUGUUUUCAUGAGGGCUUCAGCUCCAAAUCUUAGCUUUGCCUAACAGUGAGAUCCACUUUUCUAAAAAGAAAAGAGCAAGCGUUUCCAGAACAAGAUGAAAUCUGAGCUCUCACUUGUGGUCUACAAACGUUUGGAGCAUUUGCAGUGAACUCCCUCUAACAGUCCACUACCUUGAGAUGAACUUGUUCUUAUAUGCGAGACGAAAGGUAAAUGCAGGACUUUGGAAAGAAGAUUGAGAUUUGCCACAGAUCUUCAACUCUCACACUUCUUUUCCUUGCUGUCCCUCAUCCUGUGCACUUAAAGAGCAGCAAAGAUUUGACAGAAUAAUCUCAGGAAGCACUUUAUGAGAAGAUCCACAGCUCAGAUUAAAUCGUUGCAGACGUCUAAGACUUUGGAUUUACUUUUAAAAUUCAGAUGAAAAGCGUGUGGCGAAUGAUUUCUCUAGUGUAACGGAAAUGAUGAACAUGGACUAAACAACUCGGGAUUGCGCUUUAGCCAGAUUUGAACAAGUAUCUUGAACCCCACUGGCUAGGAGACAGCCAUAACAAAGCAAACAUGGAGAUCUCACCGAGUUGGUUCAAAGCUUCUCCAACUGCAGCUUGUUUUUUUUAUUAUUCUUUUGUCUGGUUCUUUGAAUUACUGUUGUACAAGCACUUCUUUGUUCUCUAUUUAGGAUCUCCAGAGCAGCUGUGAACACCUGCCUACUGUUUUAUUUCUCUUUUCUCAUUGGAUAUUGAAUGUCUCUUUUUGCCAUUUUUUACCCACUUUAUUUGUCUCUUUCUUUCAUUUUCAUUCAGUUUCUUCAAAAAUAAGUUAACUACUACACUUUCUGAGCUAAGCUCUUCGAGGAAGUGAUAAAGAGCGUACGUAAUGGCUGGCAAGUACAGAAUUAGCCGUAUUGUUCAUCAGAUGAAAAGCCACGGCUGAAAGGACAAGAACUUCCACAGCCGCAGCACAGAAAUGCUGAGAAAUUGUUCUUCAGCUCAGGAGAAUGUUUUGUCGUUUUCGUCGUUAUUUCAACCACUGCCAGGUCGUCCUUUUUUUUUUACAAUGAGCAAUUCUAAGAAUUUUUAUGGAAUAUUUUUGUACAAUCCAAAUAUUCCUACCCUCAAAUUAGCAGGGAGUGGUGCUGGUAUACAUGGGGAAAGAAAGAAAACUAAACCAAAACACUUCAGAGAUAAUGAAUAACCACAGAACAUUCUAGAGACAAACAGCGAGAGACACUGAGACAGAGCGGGAGACAGAGCAAUGAAACAAAUAUGUAAUAAUAAUAAUAAUAAUAAUAAUAAUAAUAAUAAUAAUAAAAAUGACUAUUUAUAGAGCACUAAUUAUUUAAAAAUGUAGCUUAAAAUGCUUUAUAUUAAAACAACAAGACACAGUAAAGAACACUAAAAAAUACCAAACAAGGGGAAUAAACUAAAAGUUACAUAGCUAAAGUUACAGUAAUUAAAAGAAACAAUAUUGUAGGAUGAAAAGGUUAGGAUUAGGAUUUUUUGAGCUGUUCAUGGCACAAAACGUGGUAUUUGAGAACAGGGUGUGUCUCUCUUUCUUUUUCUCUCUCUCUGAAAGAGUGUCAUAUAAAUCCAGCUUUACAUCAGAGCACUUGAGGGCUUUAGAACAUUCCAGACAUGCACAGACCUGCCAUGGGUUAAAGGAGGUUUCCGAUCAUCCAAAGUAAAGAAGAAAACAAUCCUGGAAAAAAAAACACUAAUGUGAAAGUACACUGAUACUCGCUAAGAACGAACAGAUUCAUGCUUCUUCUCCAGUGUUAGGUUUAUUCAAGCGGCUUGUUUGCUCAUCAUCGAGACUCGGAGUCGGUGAGUCAGUGCCGUGUCGAGUCAAGCCUGAGUGACGUGGAAUGUGAGAGUUUACUCAAGCAAAUUGAGCCUGAAAGAGAAAAAGUGUUUCCACAUUUAACAACACUUUUAAUUGAAACAAAAUGCUGCUUCACGUGUCGAGCUGUGGCCACAUCGAGAGCUGUUUUUAAACAUUUUUUAUAUUCAUAUAAAUAAAGUAUAAAUGUUAUAUAAAGAUACAUGUCCUUGGUGAAUUAAUAAUGGAAAUUUUUUAAAGUGUAAGCAGGUAAGUAACUAUUUUAAAAUAAAAUAAAAAAAAAAGGCUGACUGCUAUAAUUUAAUUCAGAACAAGAGCUAACGUGUUUCAUGGACAUUCCACAACAUUUAAUAUAACCUGAAAUGGAUAAAACGUACAUCAUGUCAUUUUUUGAAUACAUUUCAAUUAUGACAGUAAUAGUAACGGCUGUGGCAUAAUUCAAUUCAAUUCAAUUUAUUUUGUAUAGCGCCUUUUACAAUGAACAUUGUCUCAAAGCAGCUUUACAAAAGAAGAAAAACAGAGAAAGGGGAGGGGAAAAAUGAAAAAAAAAAAAAAAGGGAAAUGAAUAUAUAAGGGAAAUAAAACACACCAGGACGUGUUUAUACCGUACCAUCCAGUCGUUUAUUAA